This is a messenger RNA of Cloeon dipterum, 1587 nucleotides long. Its product is annotated as UDP-glucosyltransferase 2-like. Gene Ontology annotation, molecular function: UDP-glycosyltransferase activity. The record is from RefSeq and is a predicted model, not a curated record. Bases 61 to 1587 code for a protein of 508 amino acids. Lineage: Eukaryota; Metazoa; Arthropoda; Insecta; Ephemeroptera; Baetidae. The transcript has 6 exons.
UUAUUUUGCAUGCAGUGAACUUUCUUGGGUUCACUUUUUUAUCGGCCGCCUCGUUGAAAAAUGCUUUUAAAGAGUAUAUUGUGGCUUUUCUCGUUAGCAUUUCUUUUCCAGCACGGCAACUCAGCCAGGAUUUUAGGCCUGUUUCCCUUUUCCGGGCCGAGUCACAACCACGUGUUCAGCGCCCUGACCACCGCUUUGCACGACCGGGGUCAUGACUUGACGGUGGUGACAGCAUAUCCGCUGAAAAAUGCGCCCAAUAUAGGAUACAGGCAAAUAGACGUGAAGCCCAUCCGCGACUACUUCGAGUCGUUCGACGUUUACGAGUACUCGGGCCAGAGCACCUUUGGCCGGCUAUGGUCCAUGUGGUACUCCUUCUCGCACAACUGUCCUCUCGCGGCCGAGAUGCCCGAGGUCAGGCAGUUGCUCAAAGAGAAAUUCGACCUUGUACUCGUCUCGACGUUCUUUAACGAGUGCCUCAUUCCUUUUGCGAAGCAUAACAAAGCUCCAUUGGUCAUGGUGAGCUCUCUUGGCUCCCUAGGUUUUGGAAUGGGAAUAAAUAAUCCGGAGCCGAGUUCAUUCGUUCCAAGCGUUUUUCUGCCAUUCACGGAUCACAUGAGUUUCUCGGAACGAAUGGUGAACUUUUUCGCCACCCUGUUCGUGGACCUGUGCAAGUACUUCAGGCACUACCCGAAGAUGGACGCAGCAGCGAAGGCGCUCUUUGGGCCUGACACGCCGUCGGUGAUGGAGCUGGAGACGGACACCAGCCUGAUCAUCCUCAACAGUCACCCGAGUCUCAGCUACCCAAAACCUCUUUUGCCGAACGUGAUUGAAGCGGGUGGAAUGCAUAUUAGGGAAGACAACGAAACACUUCCAGAGGAUCUCAAGCAAUUUAUGGAUGAUGCAGAGCAUGGCGUCAUUUAUUUCUCGAUGGGCUCGACGCUGAAGGGAAACAAAAUGCCAAGAAAUAAGGUGGACAUCCUGGUGUCGGCGUUUGCAGAGCUUCCGCAAAGGGUGAUUUGGAAGUGGGAGAGUGAAUCACUGCCUGGUAAACCGGAAAACGUUAAAAUCAGCGAGUGGCUACCACAGCAGGCAAUACUGGCACAUUCAAACUUGAAAGCAUUCUUCACUCACGGCGGACUAUUAAGUACACAAGAAUCAGCCUAUUUCGGAGUUCCCUUAAUUGGAAUGCCAAUGCUUGGUGAUCAAAUGCUCAACGUCGAGAGAUCAGAGAAAUUAGGAUACGCAGUAGGAAUCGACUUCAAAACACUCACCAAAGAAUCGGUUAUGAAGGCCAUUCGCACCAUUUUAGAAAAUGAAUCGCAUAAAUUGAAUGCUGAAAAAUUGAAAACCCGCUUUCGAGAUCAGCCGGAAAUGCCUUUGGAGAGGGCGAUUUACUGGACUGAAUUUGUUCUGAAACACAAUGGAGCACCCCAUCUGCAAUCGCAAGCCGCAAAAUUAAGCUGUUACCAACUGUACAUGCUAGAUGUUGGGGCUUUGCUUUUCAUUCUCAUCACUUUUGGACUUUGGACCGAUUACUUGUUCAUCAAUUCCCUGUUCAAGUCACCAAAGAAAGUUAAAACAAGUUAA